Molecule: messenger RNA, 1720 nt
Organism: Spodoptera exigua (beet armyworm)
Lineage: Eukaryota; Metazoa; Arthropoda; Insecta; Lepidoptera; Noctuidae
Source: the annotation of a GenBank genome assembly
CGACAAAGUGUUUUAUCGAUACCUAACUAACCUACGGUUAUCCAACCCUAUCCUUUAUCAAACGAAAUUACGAAACGUCAAGUCAAACCAAACAAGAAAAAACCCAAAUUCCUAUAACGUUCUGCUCAGAAGUUUGAAAAGAUGGCUCCAAAUAUAUCGGAAGACGUGAAUGGAGUGCUCUUUGAGAGCGACGCAGCUACUCCAGAUCUGGCGCUUGCCAGACCUCCAGUCCAAAAAGCCGACAACAAACCGAAGCAACUGGUGUGGAGGAAUAUCAUAUUGUUUGCAUAUCUUCACUUAGCAGCUCUGUACGGUGGUUACUUGUUUCUCUUCUCCGCGAAAUGGCAAACAGAUAUUUUUGCCUACAUCUUGUAUGUGAUAUCGGGACUGGGAAUCACGGCUGGAGCACAUCGCUUGUGGGCCCACAAGUCUUACAAAGCUAAAUGGCCACUGAAGGUGAUCCUGAUCAUUUUCAACACUGUCGCCUUUCAGGAUGCGGCUAUGGACUGGGCACGCGACCACCGCAUGCAUCACAAGUACUCGGAGACCGACGCUGAUCCUCACAACGCGACCCGUGGCUUCUUCUUCUCCCACAUCGGCUGGCUGCUCGUCAGGAAGCAUCCAGACCUCAAGGAAAAGGGCAAAGGACUUGACAUGAGCGACUUGCUUGCUGAUCCCAUACUUAGAUUCCAGAAAAAGUACUAUCUGGUCCUGAUGCCUCUAGCAUGCUUCGUUAUGCCUACAAUGAUUCCUGUGUACCUGUGGGGUGAAACCUGGACCAAUGCUUUCUUCGUGGCUGCCAUGUUCCGUUACGCAUUCAUCCUGAACGUGACGUGGCUCGUCAACUCCGCUGCCCACAAGUGGGGAGACAAACCUUACGACAAAAGCAUCAAGCCCUCUGAGAACAUGUCGGUAGCUAUGUUCGCGCUCGGUGAAGGUUUCCAUAACUACCACCACACCUUCCCCUGGGACUACAAAACUGCUGAGCUCGGUAACAACAAACUCAACUUCACCACAGCCUUCAUAAAUUUCUUUGCCAAAAUCGGCUGGGCCUACGACAUGAAAACUGUGUCUGAUGACAUCGUCAAGAACAGGGUGAAGCGCACUGGCGAUGGCUCGCAUCAUCUGUGGGGCUGGGGUGACAAGAACCAACCCAAAGAAGAAAUUGAGGCUGCUAUUAGGAUUAAUCCUAAGGAUGAUUAAUUUGCAAAGAAUGAUUUCAAUGUGGAAAACCCACAAUAAAGUGUUAAAUAUUACUAGAUUACUAAAUAUUUAUAGAUUUAGAAUCUGUUUAUGAAAUAAAUAGACACGUUAGUAGUAGGUACUUGUGACGCAUACAUUUUAUCACCUAAAUAAAUUGCGAUCUUAUAGAUGAAGCACAUUGCCAUUGCAUACUAAGUAGCUAUUAACUUCCUUACGGCGUCUUCCUUAGGCGCAUCUAUGUUAGGACAGAACUCGAGGCUGUGACCUCGUUUUGAUCGGCUUGUUGUUCCAUGCAAAUUAAUUGAUAUCGUCAUUUCAGCAGCUUAAAUUACACCCCUAUGUCUUCCUUUUCACCAUAAUUAUUAAUAGGUCACCUAAGUGUUUAUCACUUUUUAGCACCCAUUCAGUUUCAAAUAGUAUGUUAACUAUUUAAAAAUAUUUCAUAUACACUAUAGUUACAAGUAAAUAAAUGUCAGCAAGCUACUUUAUGUGAUACAAAUAAUUUGAUAAAGGCAAC